This is a messenger RNA of Biomphalaria glabrata, 4248 nucleotides long. RefSeq names its product protein phosphatase 1L-like. The record is from RefSeq and is a predicted model, not a curated record. Gene Ontology annotation, molecular function: cation binding; protein serine/threonine phosphatase activity. Bases 115 to 1245 code for a protein of 376 amino acids. Gene Ontology annotation, biological process: positive regulation of canonical NF-kappaB signal transduction; positive regulation of canonical Wnt signaling pathway; protein dephosphorylation. Gene Ontology annotation, cellular component: nucleus; cytosol. NCBI's taxonomy places the organism in Eukaryota, Metazoa, Mollusca, Gastropoda, Planorbidae. The transcript is spliced from 6 exons.
AAUUUGAUCCAUCUUUUUAAAUUAACACGUACACAACAAUGGUGGAAAGGGGAUCUCAGGGACAGGGCAACUUCCUUAUUUCAUUUUCCUCAUAAGUGCCAAAACUGGCACGUAAUGGCAUAUACGCUUUCUAGAAUACUUGCAACAGGGGUCUUUUUCGUCAGGGACUGGCUAUUUUGUCCAGAAUCAGUUGCAAUAUUUGUUGCAUUCUUAUUCUUUUUUAAUGUUUUGCGACUUCUCCGAGCAUUGUUUAUUUGUUUCUGUCGAUGGAAAUACAAGGCUGAAGUGGCACCUACUGCAGCAUAUAAACUAAAAGAGGCUUUAGCGAGUAACCAUCUAUACGAAGAGGACAAGAAUGACUACAGGCGUCACUUUCAUGAAGCGAAAAGCCAUGACAUGGCUGCUUUCUCUAUACGAGGUCGAAGAAAAACUAUGGAAGAUAGAUUCAACUUCAUUUCUCAUAAUUUUAAAAACAACCAUUCUGUGUAUGCAGUAUUCGAUGGGCAUGGAGGAGAGUUUGCUGCAGAAUACAUUGAAGAGCAAUUGUUUUCUUCUAUAAGGAAAGAAUUUGUUCAAGGCAGUUUUCAAAGUGAUCCUGAUAUGGUCAAACAGGUUCUGACCAGCCUUAUUCGAACUGUAGAUGCUCAAUUAGUAUGUUUGUCUAUGGAUAGGUUUGACCUAUCAGGAUCUACUGGUAUCAUAGUGUUCCAGAAAGCCAACCACAUCACUGUGGCUAACAUUGGUGAUUCUCGGGCUGUGAUGUGUGACACUAAAGGAAAUGCUGUUGCCCUUUCUACUGACCAUAAACCAUCUGAUCCUAAAGAGCAGCAAAGAAUAGUAGAUGCCGGUGGAUUUGUGACAUUCAAUGGUGUUUGGAGAGUAGCUGGCGUCCUUGCCACAUCCAGAGCCUUCGGUGACUACCCACUCAAGCAACGCAAGUUUGUUACCGUCGAGCCAGAUUUUCAGGUGUACGACAUCAAGGAAACCAGACCUCAUUUUAUCAUAUUAGCUACUGAUGGUUUGUGGGAUGUCUUCAGUAAUGAAGAUGCUGUUCAGUUUAUUAAGGAGAGGCUAGAUGAGCCCCAUUUCGGUGCUAAGAGUCUGGCACUUCAAGCUUAUUACAGAGGCUCCCUUGACAACAUUACUGUCAUGGUCAUUAACUUCAAAAAGAAAAGAAGUCUGCAAAGGCGGUUCGAUGACAAGCAAAAGAAACAGCUAGCUGACGAGACUAAUGAGGCUACAUAAGAGAGACAAUCAAAACAAUCUUUGGACAUUUGGCUACGUGUUGACUUGAAACUGUUUAUAGUAUCUAUGUAUAUUUGUAAAAUUUUAGAUCUCGUUCUAAAGUAUUUAGAAUUUGUUAACUUGCUUUUACUGCAAUAGUUAAAAUAUCACCUGUAAAAGUCAUCUUGCAUCAGGCAAGGUAAAUUUAUUUGCUGAAAAUUUCUCGACAGAAGAUAUCUAUUUUCAUAGUACUUUUUUCUGUAUUAAAUUUUGGUUACCUUAGGGUAUGUUAUGUUAAAAGUUUUAAAUUUCCAUAUAAGUUUAUUAAAAAAUUUGUUUUAUGCUUUAUUUUUUCCCCACCCUAAUUUUGUUAUAGGCUAUUGUUGAUUUCAUUAUAAUUUGUGUUAACUGUUGAUAUAAUUGGCGUAAUGAAGGAUCAAUUAUAUUAUUUACUAUUUCUUUCUCUCAAACUUCUAACACUAUAUGUCAUAUAUAUUUAUACAUAUAUGAUAUAUUAUACCUUGGCAUCAGUUUGUCCUUAUCUCUCGGUUACAGGAAUGUUUUGUAACACUCAAUCUAUUUGUUGGAUGCAAUUUCAACAUUAAAUUUCAAACUGCCACUAAAGAGAAUACAGAUAUUUUGAUUAGCUAACUCCCCAUACCUAACCUAGUAAAGUAAAGUUUCCCUUUCAGAACUUGUGGUCUAUAAGGCAGAUGAUGUAAAGGUCAUCUGUUUAUGUGACCUACUGUUAACAAGGGUGUCAUGUGGCUAGCACAACUACCAACCGCCUUUACUUUUCCCCAACUAAUGUCAGGUAAUCUUUAGAGCUGGGUGCCCAAAGAUCCUGAAAUUAAAAAUCCCAGUCUUUACCAGAAUUCAAACCCAGGACCCCAAGUUCAUAAUCCAAGCGCUUUACUGGCAUCCACCGCGUCUCCAUACCCUUAACCUAGAACACAGUUUUUUACAAUUGAAACAUUGUUAGGUCAAGUUAAGAAUUGAACAAAAAGCUGAUUAGUGACUUAAACUCAGUACUACAUUGAGAGUGCUUAGCUUAUAGAUACAAUCAUUACUAAGGUAGUUGUGAUUAGAUAGAUAUUCUAGUACUGGAUUAAGUGCUAGCUUCUCUUUUUUUGUGAUUUAUUUUCUUUUAUAUAUAAAUAAUUGGAACAGACAAUUUCUACCAAUUUUGGCAUUUAUUAUUUUUUUAUUUUUUUUUUAUUUUUUUGUGUACAGGUGUUGUUUUUUUUUUAAGCUUCUGUGAAACAAAAUUGAUUUCAAGAAUGCUUGUUAACAAGCUGCUAUAAUUAUUGAAAUUUUAAAAAAAUUUAAAUAGUUGUGUUGUGCUUUUUCAUGAACGUGAUUUUGUAUAGUUAAAUUGUUAUUAAAAAUAACAUAAUAUUUGUUAUAUUCACCAGACUAAUGUAAUACCUGAUCUGAUGUAUUCUUGUUUUUGAUCCCAUUUUUGCAUUUAUUGUGUUAAACUUGUAUUAACAACAAGGUAUUACUUGUAAACGUAAAGAAAAAAAAAUUAAUUGUAACAAAAUUAUUCCACUAGAACAUGACCACAAUCAUCUCAAUAUACCAUUUGUAUUUAUUUUUUAAAUAUUUUUUUUUUACAAUUUGUAAGUAAUUCUUUCACAACUACUGGUGUAAUAGUGCUUAUGUGGACAAUGUCUCUGUUUGAGAUGGAUCUCCACUGAACUGUCUUGGGUUAUUAAACAUGUGACACAUUUGUGUUUGGUACUUCUAAUAGAUGUAUUAACCAAAUGCUUUGCUUUGUUUAGGUCAUUAUUACCUGAGUAGGUAGAUAGGUUGUAUUGAUUAUCAUCCAGUUUGAGCCUUUUUAUAAUACUUUGACUCUGGCUUUUAACAAUAACUAUGGCAUGGGCAGUAGUCACAACAGUACUGAAUUUUUCUGGUGGUAGUUUUUUUAAGCUUUGAAAAUAAAUUGUGGCGAUAACUGUUAUCCUUAUUAUAAAGAAGAAGACACAUCUUAAAGGUUCUCAAUUAGAUGUUCCCUGAUCAUUUAAAAAUACAACUUUUAGACCUUGCCAUCUAUGGGGGCAAAUGAUGUAAAGCUCAUCUGUUUCUAUAAACAGCAGUUAAUGGGGACGGUUGGGGUGUGGCCAGUAUAAUGAUCAACUGCCUUUACUUCCUCUAUGGAUGUCAGGUAGGGUGUCCUAAAAAUCCUGAAGCUCGAAAUCCAAUUCUUUGCCAGAAUUUGAGCUCAUGGCGCCCUGGUUUGGAAGCCAAGCACUUUACUAUUUGGCCGCCAUACCCAUGAUCAAUUUGCUAAUGUAAAAUUCAUUGCAGGAAAGAAAUUAUACAAAAAGUCCAGGGUGGAUGUUAUAUGUUACAUGAGAUAAACUCAAUUUGAUUGACUUCUUGCAUUUCUGUUACCUCAAAUACAAGCAAACUAUUAUAUAAGGCUAUACUUUUGAAAUACUAGUGAAGUAGUAAUACUGACAAUAUCUUCAUAAUAAGUUGUUACUGUACAAGAACUGAAAUACUGUACAACCAAAGUAUACUUGGUUACACACAAUAUAAAACUUAUUAUUCAGGGACAUUUUCUUUUGUUCAGGUUAUCAGAAGACUUGACAUAAACUUGAUGUUAAUGAUUUUUGUGCUACAUUUGAAGCAUUUUUUAUCACACUGACCUGUAUAUAAAAUCAACCCGUCCAUAUCCAGAUUGAAUUGAAACUGAAUCUAGUCACUUGAAAUAGGUGCAGUAUUUAAAAGAUUUAUAAAUAAUGAAUAUGAAGUAGUUCUUAUUCAAAUUUCAGUUCUCUUUAUAAGACAAAAAAAGUGCUGUUGUUAUCUUUAUUCUAUUGUAUGUAAGCUUUAUUACAUUCUACUCCCUAGUUGAAUAAGAUUUAUUAACAUGUGGACAUUUUGCUGACAUAAUGUGAGAUGCAUUGUAGGUAGAUGUUUGGUUGGAGCUUUGUUAUUCUAGUGACAUGCUUUGAUAUUUCUUUUAUGUGUUGAAAUGAAGAAAAAAAUGAUUAUACACAGAUACAAUUCUUU